CUCUGCCUGCCCGUGUUAGGGUGUCGAUUCUGAAGCUGGAACAUUGGAGCAAAAAAAGAUACUAUAUUUAUAUACAUAAAGCAGCAUAAAAGACACGGAUGUGCUUCAGAAAACGAAACGGCUACCGCCCUCCAAAUAAUUGUAAUGCAAACAUUGAGAGGUCCACGGCCAACAGGGGGAUGACAUGCAUGUUUCCAGGCUGUUAACAACGUUGAGGAUUUUAAGACUAUUAGGCUGCGAGCUCUCAAGCCAUGAUGGACAUACUGUACACAGGCCCCAUCCCGGCAGAGCGCGAGUCUCCGAUGCCGCGGAGCGAGACGUCCCCCGGCAGAGCUCGCCCGGUGGGGGCACAGCGCCCCAACGCCUGCUGCUUCUGCUGGUGCUGCUGCUGUAGCUGCUCAUGUCUUACUGUUAGGAAUGAAGACGAGAACCAGGCGAGGAGGAAGUCCCAGGAGACCAAGCUGGAGACCAUACCAAACUGUGAACCUUGCACCAAACCGACGGUGGACGAGAUGCGGCUGUGGGCGCAGUGCUUCGACAAGCUGAUGAAGAGCCCGGCCGGACGCAACGUCUUCAGGGAGUUCUUAAGGACUGAGUACAGCGAGGAGAACAUGCUUUUCUGGUUAGCCUGCGAGGACCUCAAAAAAGAGCUGAAUAAAUCGGUAGUCGAGGAGAAGGCCCGCUUGAUCUACGAGGAUUACAUCUCGAUACUCUCACCCAAGGAGGUAAGUCUGGACUCCAGGGUGCGAGAGGUGAUCAACAGGAAAAUGCAGGAGCCUACGCCCCACACUUUUGAGGAUGCCCAGCUUCAGAUCUACACCCUCAUGCACAGAGACUCCUACCCUAGGUUCCUCAACUCCUCUAUAUACAAAAAUCUUCUUCAGACGGGAUCUCGCUCCUCCUCUGAAUCAUAGGUCCUCUGCUCGCUCUCUCUCUCCUCUCUCUCUCUCUCUCUUUCUCUCCAUUGCACAACCACUGAAGGAGAAACACCCCUCUUCUGGGGUUUUUAUUAUCAUUGUUGGAUUUUUGUUAUCCCCAUGCUUUUUUAAAAUCCCUCGUUACUGAUGGACUUACUGAAGCUACACAGACAUAAACUGGAAGACACAGGGUCGUUCAUAGAGAAAUACUUUCGUUCAGUCAUUCCACUGCUCAUGGCUACAGCUCUACUGCAUUUACUACUGAUUUACAAAUUACUUUAGAAUAUACUGUAUGUAAAUACAUAUGUUAUUUUUCACCUGAUGCCACAAAGUGAAGAGAGCCCAGAGAUAGCUCUGCAAUAAGACACUGGAGUCUGUUUUUUUUUUUUUUUUUUUAAGUUCUACACCUGGGCACUGCUGGUUUAAAUUACUCUGGAUUAAUCUGACCUUUGACCUCUCUGCUGUGACUGACCAUCUGAGGCAUGGGGUUGAGUGAUGGUGGUGAAAAGGGAGAGGUGGGGCAAGAGCUUUCCCAGGUGCAAAAAAGAAAAAAAAACAAGUGCUAGUGAUUGGUAACAACUGAUUGGUAACAAGAGCCAAGUAUAAUGGCUGUCUUCAGAUAAGAUCCCUAGGUCUUAGAGUGUCACACAAAAAGCACUGUUAAAGAAGUAUUAUCGAUGUUAUUUAUUUUUUGUUAACUGUGAUAUUAUUGUACAUAUGUAAGAACUACCUGGAGCGUCAAACACAAGAACACAAGCCGAGCAACUUGUGGGUCAUGAGAGAAUGCAUGGUUUCUGUCCUCUUCUGUUCUCCUUUACUGGGACACCUGCCAUACCCAUACUGAAGAGCUAUCAUCAUCUCAAUCACAGCACGUGCAUGUGUGUGUGUGUGUGUGUGUGCCUGUUAGUCAGUUACAUACAAGUAACAAUGAUAAUUGAUUAAUAAUCAUGGAAAAUACAAACACAUCGCUGUAUUCUAUAAUACAUCUGGACAAAAUCUCCCACAUCAUGAGUAAGAGACAAAUCAGUUCCCAUGUCUAAACUGUGUGUAUGCAUGUGUGGUAGUGUGUUUGUAUAGGUGAGUUACAUAUUUACAUGUCCAUAUCAAAUAGUCCACUGGACUCUAAUUCUGGAAGGGGUAUUAAAGCCUCAGUGUUUAAGUUUUUUUCUUCUGAAGGAAGAGAAGGAUUUUGGUGAGUGUUAUUCACACUUACUAAAUGUUAAACACCUGAGGCAUAUGUGCCCUUUACAAUACAGGUGUGUUUGUGUAUGUCCAUGCAAGCGUGCGUGUCUGAAUCCGCAUGCAUUUUCAUGCAUGUGUGUUUGUGUGUGCAUGCGUGCGUGCACUUAUAUAUUUGACCGUUUCAUUGGCUGAGAAUGUCUACACUGUCUUACUAACCACUUUGGCAAGUUCCAUUAAGUUAAGCUCUGUCCAGACUGUUCCAAUAGUGUUUAGUUCCGUUGAGUCUGUAUUCAGUCCAGAUCUGUCAAUUCCAUUCCAUUCUAGCUGACUUCCAUAUCUUAGUACCCAUGCUCACUGGAAUGGAAAAGUGUGGACAGAUCAAAAAGCACUCAAAACACUGAUCUUGGAAAUGAUCCUCAUUUCCAAACUUUCUUCACUAGAUGGAAGUGGUCAGGAUUAGGGGUGGGUAUUCUUUUCCUAGAGAGAUUUAUUGAAGGCAGAAUGUUUUUGGAGACUUGGAUAGCUCCUGCAGCUGGUGAAAGAAGAAGCUCAAGGAGCUUUAUCAGCCAUCAGUCCAGUCGUUGACAACAUUCUAGCAAAUUCUAUCAGGUUCUCCAUGCCAUUUUUCUACAGAUUGGACAUAAGGAGAAAUACGCCUUGCUGAGUUACCAAACAGUUUUGACACACCUUGUUUUUUCUGCUCUUGUCAGGUUUCAUCUUUAUUUUUACACUUUGUGAAGAGCGCAGUUCUUUAUUGACCAAUGUUCUGCACUAUUUAAGCAUAGCAAUUCAUUUGUAUACAGAUGGAUUAUAUUCAGAGUUCUGGCUGACCAGUUACUGGAGUAUUAGCAGAUGGUUAUGAUGAAAUGUUCCAUGUAAAUAAUAGCUGGAUCUUUGAACGGGUCUUUAUGUUUCCAAAAGAUAAGCCUAUUUAUGAAUAUAUGUAUAUGUAAACUUCAGUUCUGUUUGAUUGCCAUUUUCUAACAGUGACAACCACGCAGUUCUGACUUUUAAAAAGAUUUUAUCAUUGUUGCUAUGACUUUGUAGACAGAAUAUAUCUUUAACAGCAACUGUGCCACUUUUUUCUCAGAAAGAUGUUACUAGAAGGCACAUGAUAUUGUUCUUUUUUUUUAAAAAGAGAAAUAUAUUUCUAUCUGGUGCUAACACUGGGUCCCUGGGUCUCAGCCCUCACGAAAAAGCUAAUAUAUGUCAAAAAAAAAAUGUGUCAGACACUGAAAAUACAUGUAUAGUUACCACUUUGUUAAAUGUUACAAUAUGCAUAUAUUGUAGAGAGAACUAAAUAUUUGACAAUACAUGCAUAAAAUAAUAUACUGUCAGUGAAAGUGGCAAUAAUUUAUAUAUUUUGACUAUAGUGAGAUGUUUGACAUCUUUGAAAAAUAUAUUUUAGUCUUCAUUACCUGUUUUAAUUUAGAUUGCUUUUUCAUGAGAGAGCCCCCCUACUUUACUCACCAGCACUUAGUAUUUUACUUUGGCUAAUGCGGGUUGGCUUUUGGGUAGGGCCAAACUGGUCGACGUCCUGCAUGUUUUUAAGCAGAUAAAAUUACAGUUCAGCUGCAUGCUGUCAUUUGUUGCUAGGAAGGUGGUGUGUCCUGGCUGCUUUGAGGAAUUGAUGUGGGAUUGUGUCAAAUGAACAGGCAGAUGAGACUGCAGACCUUUGCUCGAAUACUCGAGUGACUGUCCCUCCAUAGAUAUAGAUUACUAUAUUGGUCAAAUGAGUUUGCUACUCAUCCAAAAUGGCGUCCUGAACAGAUAAAGAGACAGUGAGUUACUGUACAUCUUGAAGUUUGACAGGCAAGUCAGUCAAUUUCAUAGACAAACUAUUAUAGAUCAACCAUAUUAAUGUACACCAUGUCUGUACAGCAUUGGGGUGUUUAGAGAUGUUGAAGAAAGAUGGGUUAUGGUUAACCAGGUUUAUUUUCCAAAGAUGCAAAGCUGAAUGUAGGGAUUCCAGGCAUUAACUAGGUUCAUGUGUAUUUCCAUUUAUAUUACAUGUAUAUGAUAUAUGAUUGGAUUAUGUGAUCCAUGCAACCUUGCCAAUACUGGCUUGCCUCAACCUAGUAAUUGUAGGUCUGUGGUCCAUAUGCUGUCCCACUUUGUCCCACAUUUGGUCCAAUUAAUAGAGCAGGGUAGUCAUCAGCAGAGGAAAGUCUGCCCACUGUUUACAUUGAAGUUAUUUUUUUUUAACUUUUUUGGAGUGUUUUAAAUUGCGUUAUUCCUUUACAAUUUUAAUGUAAAUAAAUGGAAAUAGUAUAUAAAUAUUUGUAUAUGAUAUUAUAUAACAUCAAAUUUAAAAUAAUGUAGACAUUUUUUAAAAUAAUUUCAGAGGCUUCAUGAAGGGGAGUAAUGCAGUUUUUAAUGCUGUUAUUUUUAGAGUGACAGAUGCAUUGGAUGUUAAAUUAUUUUUGUGAUGAGAAGAUUUAAUAGUUGUGCAUGAUGUGUAUUAUUUACACAUAUGUAUGGAUAUAUAUGCAUACAUAUAUGUAAAUAAUAUUGAUACAGUUAUCUCCAUGGAUGGUACUGUAUGUGUCUGCCUUGGUGGAGAGGAAACUGCCUAUAGAAGAUGUGCAAUGUUUGGGCUGCUGACAUCAGGGCUGAAUGGGUGUUGAAGAUUGGCUUGCGUGUGAGUAGGCCAAAGCAAAUUUAGGCCCACAGUGGGUUGACGAUCCACUGAUCUCUGCUUACCUGGCACCAGGUUAGUGCAACCUGGGAAUCUAGCAGUGCCCUAAACCGUACCUCAAUCUCUAUUAUUCCACAAAGUUGUAGGCUGCUUCUCAGAAACCCAUUGUCCCUGCUUCAAAAAACCUUCUCACUCACUCGCAUACACAAGCACAUAUAUAUAUGUGUGGACACAUACACGUUCACAAACACAUACAAACACACACACACACACACACACACACACACACUCACUCGUGCACACAAGCAUAUACUCAAUCUGGUGUUUAUGGGCUGCUGUACAGAAAGCCACAGGAGAGCUCCUGGCAGAGCAGUUGAGGAGAGGGAGGGAGGGAGGGUGAAAGCAGGAAGAUGAGUGUGACAGUGUGGGCUCAGUGUCACACACCCCAGCUCGGUUUUUUUACAGAGCCGAGCAAACGCCCCAAAGAGCUGGGCCUCUCACCUCCUGACGCUUUUGUUUUUCUCUAAUCAAAUCAGUCAAAGGAACAAAAAACAAAACCGUACUCCUGAAUGUGCCUUGGCCCAGGUGCGUCAGAGAUAGGAACCCGGAGACAAAGCACUGCUUUGCACAUGGGGAUUCUGCAUACAGAUCUCCAUAUUUCAAUAACCACCGGAGGGGGCCAGGUCCAGUAUUUCACAUGAGAACAGAAUUACCAGAAUUACUGCGUGUGGACUUCUUUCAUCCCUUUUAAAAAUGGUUCAGGAAAAUAGGACUGCUGGCUCAUAACAUGGCCAUCAAGUCUGAAUGUGUAAUAUAGCAUCUGUCAGGUAGCACGGGUAAAUAGUUGUGUGCAAGUCAGUGUCCCUGGUCAUUUUCUAUAAGCCACCAGUCAUUUUCCCAUUGGUUUCAAGAGAGUGAUUAACAGAUAGACUGACUCAUGUUUACAUAUUCUUAUCUUUGAGGUGCCAAUAAUCCCUGCUGUCUCACAAUCAGAAACCAUAUGUCUGAAAUGGUCUGUGUCUCACAGUUAGCAACUGGGCUGAAAGUAACAGACUUCAGACAUCCCCCGUCAGGUUAACCGAGUUAUCGUGCAUGUGUAAACGCAUACACGCAUACACCACAUGCUCUGUUUGAGGCAUCAUGGUUUUCAAUACCGUGAGGUUUAUUUUAGCAGUACGUUUUUUUCCCCCCCAAAGUAAUUUUACAGUAAUUCAUUCACUCUGUUCUGGUGAAGUUGGUUGAUCAGCUUGUUAGGUAGGGUUUGAGGUGUACACCCAUCACUCCUUGCCUCUCUUGCUCUGUCUGUGCUGAAUAUAUUCCAUCGAUUCACUUCCUGUAUACUUCUCUUUGAGCAGCCUUGGCAAAUUGCCACAAUACUGUAUAGUGCCACAACACAAUAUAGCAGUACGACUUGUUUCAGACUGAAGGACCUAUGGACACUUAUUUAUUGAUAUCAUGUUAUUUUAAUAACAAAGCCAACUAUGUAUGACAAUAUGUGGACGGAUUCAGGACCAAAUUCUUUUUCUUUUUUUUUCCAUUUUCAAAUUUGUCAUGAUGUAGAAAUUGGUCCAGCUGUACUCAUCAGCUUUUGCAGUUCAACUUAAGGCAAGGUGAACUCUGUAGAGUACAAGAACACACCUCCACACUAGACAACUCACAUUGACCUCUGCUGGGCCAAUCUGUAAUGUACGGUAAAAAGGUGGAUUCAAUUGCUGAAACUUUUUUUUAAAGAUGAUAAUAAAGACAUUUGUGUUAUUAUUCA
Molecule: messenger RNA, 6499 nt
Organism: Anguilla anguilla (European eel)
Lineage: Eukaryota; Metazoa; Chordata; Actinopteri; Anguilliformes; Anguillidae
Gene: rgs19
Product: regulator of G protein signaling 19
Exons: 6
Coding region: 252-914 (220 amino acids)
Source: RefSeq, a predicted model, not a curated record